AUGCCCAGCCAAUCCCGCAGUCGGGACCGAUAUGGUCGCGACAGUGAUCGCGAUCGUUCCCGCGUCCAACCACGCAGAAGAUACCACGUAUCCGAGGACGAUGACGAUGACGACGAUUUCGACGACAACCCACGCGACCGCCGUUACAGACGAGAUGGCUACCGGCGCGCGCCUGUUGAUUCACGAGCUUACGAUUCUCACGACGAUUACGAAGUAGUUGAUGUGGAGGAGGAACCACGGAGAUACCGAUCGGAUACAGAGCGACGGCGGGAACGGGCCAGGGCGUCACCGGGCACGUCACCUCGCAAACGAGAACGCACACGGGACUCAGGCGGUGGGCACAGACGACGGCGAACAGAAGAGAGCGAUGGCAGCCAGGCGCCGCAAGCCCACCGGGAUAGGAGGUCACGCACAAGACGGGAUCGCGGCCUGGACGAUGAGGAUUUAGAAGACGCUGCACGAAGACUCCGUCGCCGGGAACGAGAACGCGAGCGAGAACGACGCGCUGAAACCUCUAAGCACAAGAGUACGGACUCUUCGAAUAGUUCGGCCGGGUUGUUGAAUGCAAACGCCUUGGCUAAACUCAGAGCGCAGCAUGAAGAGUUGGACCGUCAGGAACAGCGUCGGGCAGAAAAAGAAGCUAAAGCGGAAAGGAAAAGAAGGCGCAAACGACCCGCAGUCGAAGGGCAGAUGCGCACCCUCGAUCCGUUUCCUGAUGAAGUCCCUCGGGGUCAAUCCAAAGGUCGCAUCGUAUCGGGGGCCUACCUUGAAGAAGGCAGGGCUCCAGAUAUGGAAGUCAGACUGCGUGGGGGCGGAAGAGGGCCACCGAGGGAGAGACGAUGGGAGAAAGAUAGUGAUGGCUCAGCCCCACUGACACCGUUCUGGAAGCGGAAGAAAUGGUGGUGGAUUGGAGCCAUUGUGCUCGUUAUCGUGGUCAUAAUUAUUGUUGUCGCGGUCGUUGUAUCGAAUAAUAAGAAAAGCGACUCAGAUUCCGACUCAGAUUCCAAUUCAGGUUCAUCAGAUUCUUGGGGUGGUGAUAAAUCGUCCUUAAAUGGACUUGAUCACGACAGUAUCCCGAAAUCCGCCCAAGGCACAGUGCUUGACCCAUGGACAUGGUACGAAACAACAGACUUCAAUGUAACCUAUACAGACGAGACUGUUGGUGGGCUCUCUGUUAUGGGCUUGAACUCCACCUGGGACGAUUCUGUUGCGCCGAACGAAAAUGUACCGCCACUUAACAAGCCAUUUCCGUAUGGGUCACAGCCAAUUCGUGGUGUAAACAUCGGAGGAUUGCUGUCUCUCGAGCCCUUCAUCACGCCCUCCCUAUUUGAAGGCUACUCAUCAGAUGUCGUUGAUGAGUACACGCUAACCACAAAACUAGGCGACAACGCCGCCAGAAAGCUUGAAGAGCACUACGCAACCUUUAUCACAGAACAAGAUUUUGCCGACAUGGCUGAGGCUGGGAUCGACCAUGUUCGAAUCCCAUUUUCCUACUGGGCAGUAAACCCCAGGGAAGAUGAGCCCUAUGUUGCCAAAAUCUCGUGGCGUUAUCUACUUCGCGUCAUCGAGUACUGCCGCAAAUACGGACUACGAGUAAACCUCGACCCGCACGGUAUGCCGGGCAGCCAAAAUGGCAUGAAUCACAGCGGACGGCAAGGCAGCAUUCGCUGGCUAAAUGGUGAUGAUGGCGACACAUACGCCCAGCGCUCGCUCGAAUUUCAUGAAAAGAUAUCCAAGUUCUUCGCCCAGGACCGCUACAAAAACAUCAUCACCAUCUAUGGCCUAAUCAAUGAGCCGUACAUGCUUUCCCUGGAUGUCGAGAAAGUUCUCAAUUGGACCGUCACAGCCGCCGAAUUGGUUCAGAAGAACGGCAUUACCGCCAAAAUUGCCUUCCACGACGGUUUCCUCAAUCUCAGCAAAUGGAAGACAAUGCUGAAGAAUGGACCCUCGAACCUUCUUCUUGACACCCAUCAGUAUACUAUCUAUAAUGUUGCCCAGAUCGUUCUUAACCACACCGCAAAGGUCAACUUCGUCUGCAAUGAUUGGGUUGGCAUGAUUGGUGAAAUCAAUUCCACUUCUGAAGGCUGGGGUCCCACAAUCUGCGGUGAAUUCACACAAGCCGACACCGACUGUGCGAAAAACCUCAACAAUGUCGGCCGCGGCACCCGCUGGGAAGGCACCUAUUCUGAGGGCGACUCGACUAUGUACUGCCCCACGGCCGAACAGAGGACAUGCAGCUGUACCGAAGCCAACGCAGACCCGUCAGAAUACUCAGAUGACUACAAGCUGUUCUUAAAAACGUACGCGGAGGCCCAGAUGUAUGCCUUUGAGCAAGCACAGGGCUGGUUCUACUGGACGUGGCAUACUGAGUCGGCGCCGCAGUGGAGCUAUAAGACGGGUUGGAAAAAUGGAUUCAUGCCCGCAAAGGCUUAUAAUCCUGACUACAAAUGCGGCGAUGACAUUCCGAGUUUUGGCAACUUGCCCGAAUACUAUUGAGGAUUUGUUUGACUGUCUAGAAUGGGACUUGUACAUGUGACCUGUUGUUCUGGCUUUAUUUUCUUGCAUAUACGGCUUCUGGCAUUGAACAUACUAUGAUAGCAAAUGACAAUCUGUUUAGGCGCUGGCGUCAUGGUCUGCGUCUUACACUGCGGG
Molecule: messenger RNA, 2652 nt
Organism: Aspergillus nidulans FGSC A4
Lineage: Eukaryota; Fungi; Ascomycota; Eurotiomycetes; Eurotiales; Aspergillaceae
Gene: exg2
Product: protein exgD
Exons: 3
Coding region: 1-2496 (831 amino acids)
Biological process (GO): polysaccharide catabolic process
Cellular component (GO): plasma membrane
Molecular function (GO): hydrolase activity, hydrolyzing O-glycosyl compounds; glucan exo-1,3-beta-glucosidase activity
Source: RefSeq, a predicted model, not a curated record